UGAUAUCAUGGACUAUUUUGAUGAAGAUUUCACUACUGGACUUGGAGAAGAUCUGGAAAGCAAUUUGUCUGCUGUUUCAGUCAUGGAAGCUCCUCCAAUCAGUAUUGAAAUCCGAGAACCACAGCAGAGUUCUAAUCGCUGUAACUCGGCAGCCACCCUUGAAAACAUGCCAAAUCAUCAUAAUCAGCCAAUCAUCCUUACUUUUGGGAAUCCAAGCACGCCAGAAAUAAAUCCUCAACCAUUAAAUCUAGAGGAUGAUAGAGUCGUGUCUGAGGUUUUGACAUCCCAUGGUUCAUUUGUAAAUCUUGAGGAGGAAGCCCAAAAUGCACGGAAGAAAAAGAAAACAGGCGGUCGGGUUAGGCCAGCAUUGCAGAUUCAUGAUCACAUUUUAGCAGAAAGAAAGCACCGCGAGCAGCUCAGCCAGGGAUUUGUAGCUCUAUCAGCCAUUGUUCCCGGCCUCAAGAAGAUGGAUAAAACUUCUGUUCUUGGAGAUGCUAUCAUUUACUUGAAACAUCUUCAGGAAAGAGUGAAGACGCUCGAGGAGCAAGUUGCGCAACAAACCAUGCAGUCUGUCGUUCUUGUGAAGAGAUCACAGCUUUUAGUUGAAGAUGAAGGAUCUUCUGAUGAUACGGGCGGCCCUGAUGAGCAGCCACUCCCGGAAAUAGAGGCAAAAAUGCGCAAUAGGAACAUUCUUCUCAGGAUUCACUGCGAAAAGCAUAAAGGGGUUCUGGUUCAAAUUCUUUCCGAGGUAGAGAAACACAAUCUUGCUGUCAUGAACACGUGCGUGGCUCCGUUCGGAAAUUUGGCUCUUGAUAUUACCAUAAUUACUGAGAUGGAAAAAGAAUUCAGCCUGACGAUACAAGAAUUAGUUAAAAUUCUUGGAUCCGCUCUCCAUCGGGGGACGGUGGCCGAUUAAGAGCCCCCGGUUGGACCGCCAAGAGAACUGUUCCAUAUCCUAUGGGGUAUGGAAUUCCUGAUAAGAAGUUUAUAUAAAGAAUUCCUGAUAUAGAGUAUGGACCCCAAGAAAUCAAGCUGUUGAUGACUGAUGGUGAAGAAGACAGACGACGUUCACGGGCCAUGCUUUGAGAUUGACAACAUAUGGAUGCAUAUGCAUAUUAGUACUUGCCCCGUUUUAAUGAUCAGGAAUGAAAAUUACUAUCACUAAAAAAUAAAUAAAAGGCCUACGUCCUCGAGGGUCUCGUGAGCUUUCAAUUGAUUUUCGUGUGUAGCUAUUUGGCAUUGCACGUAGAUGAUACAAAUGUACAAAAUGUUACUGGUUCCCUUUAGAUUACUAUGAAGUAUUUUGGUAAAUUUUUGGGUUUGUUUA
Messenger RNA from Coffea arabica (coffee), 1327 nucleotides. RefSeq names its product transcription factor NAI1. Gene Ontology annotation, molecular function: protein dimerization activity. The record is from RefSeq and is a predicted model, not a curated record. NCBI's taxonomy places the organism in Eukaryota, Viridiplantae, Streptophyta, Magnoliopsida, Gentianales, Rubiaceae.